UUCCGGACACCCACAGCUGCCCGUUGUGAACACUUCGUGUGGAGUGCCGCGCCCGCCAACUCUCACUCUAGCGCUUGCAGCCCGCUAUCCCUUACUCCACAACCUCGUCGAAUAUGGCGCCCCGGAGAAAUGCGACAACGGCUGCGGCCGUCCUGGCGGGGUGUGCAGGAUGUUCGGCAUGGGUAGCGCCUGCGGCGCGAGGAUUCACAGGGCAGCGCGUGGUUCCGGCAGCGGCGACGUCUUCGUCCCCGUCAGGGAUGGAAAUGAAGUACAAGGUGGCCGUGGUGGGGGGAGGACCUUCGGGUUCUUGCGCCGCCGAGAUCCUCGCGGAUUGCGACGAUGUUGACGUGACUUUGUUCGAGCGCAAGAUGGACAACGCUAAGCCGUGCGGAGGAGCCAUCCCACUGUGCAUGAUUGACGAGUUCGACCUGCCCACCAGCAUCAUCGACCGCAAGGUACGAAAGAUGAAGAUGAUCUCCCCAACCAACAGAGAGGUGGACAUCGGCCAGACGCUUGGAGACGACGAGUACAUCGGUAUGGUGCGACGGGAGGUUAUGGACGGCUUUAUGCGCGACAGGGCGAUAGAGAAGGGAGCUCACGCGAUCAACGGUCUGGUGAACGACAUCGACGUCCCCGCAGACAAGGACAGCGGGAAGUACAAGAUCCACUUCGCGCGGUACGAGAAGGGAUCCAGAAAGGGUGUGCAGGACAGCGAGGAGUUCGACCUCAUCAUCGGCUCCGACGGCGCCAACUCCCGAGUCGCGAAGGCCAUGGACGCUGGAGCGUACAACUACGCCAUCGCUUUCCAGGAGCGCAUCAAGAUUUCGGACGAAAAGAUGGAAUUCUACGAGGAAAUGGCGGAGAUGUACGUGGGAGACGACGUCUCCCCCGAUUUCUACGGGUGGGUGUUCCCCAAGUACGACCACGUCGGUGUGGGCACCGGUACCGUCGUCAACCGGCCAAAGAUCAAGGAUUACCAGGACGCCAUCCGCAAGCGCGCUGGCGAGAAGAUCGAGGGGGGUAAGAUCAUCAAGAUCGAGGCGCACCCAAUCCCCGAGAACUACCGCCCGAGGCGCGUGGUUGGCCGCAUGGCGCUCGUCGGUGACGCCGCCGGGUACGUGACCAAGUGCUCCGGGGAGGGAAUCUACUUCGCCGCAAAGUCUGGCCGCAUGGCUGCCGAGGCGGUCGUGCAGUGCAUCAAGCAGACCGGCAAGCUCCCGACGGAAGCGCAGCUGAAGCAGACCUACCUCAAGGACUACGACAAGCUCUAUAAGCCGACCUACCUGGUCCUCGACAUCCUCCAGAAGGUCUUUUACUCGAACAACGCGGCAAGGGAAGCGUUCGUGGAGUUGUGCGAGUCUGAGUACGUCCAAAAGGUUACCUUCGACUCCUACCUCUAUAAGAAGGUCCAGGGCAACAACCCCGUCGAAGACCUCAAGCUUCUGUUCGGCACCUUCGGCUCCCUCAUGCGCGGUCAGGCACUCGCACCCCCGGACGCGUCCUUCUCCAACCCCGUAGAGUCGCUCAAGCGCCUGUAAAAGCCUUGUUAUCGUUCGGUACAGAUGCUGGAAAGGUUUGCCGUCUGUUGUCUAAGGCCUGGACACGCCCGAGGCAAAGGACCAUGGACCCUAAAGAUGUGUCGAUUAAACAGGUCAUGUGAGGCUAGUUGUUGAUUCUUUCCGUCGGGUGGGGGCUGGUCUUGUGUACGAAGAGCCCAUCACGUUACGCAACAGCGCGGGAGAAAGGGUUGCGCACGAGCUCAAAUUAUUUCGGCGGUCACGGGACGAUUUUGUCCUCCACUUUGACCCGUUGCUGUCGUCCAGGCUAUUACAUGGAACCUCCUGUGGUGACAUUUUAAGGUGUUGUGCAGUGCGGGGCGUUCGCUGCAAAGCCUCGUUGGGUUGUGUUCGUGUACGCCCCAAUGUUGGGGGAUUUCUACAUGAUGCUGCAACGACUUUUACUUAGAUUGACGACUGAGGUAAAUGGUUUGUGUGAUUUUUUUUUUUUGUAGUUGCGUCCGGGGGGAGGUAGUCAUAGCCAGCCACCUCUGGCCGAUCUGUGAGUACUGUUUUUGUUGUAUCUUGUUUGUUUUCUUAAUUUCAACGAACAUGGAGUUAUUUCGGUUCUUGCACUGCUUCGCGGCAACACCGCUACACACGAAACAAUUGGCGAAAAAAACGAGGGCGACGCAUGCCGACUCUUCGCCAACCGCGCAGACUCGCUCGUGAGAAUCACCGCGCACUUUCAUCAAGCGUCAAAAGCCCUUAACUCACUUUCUGAACGUGAACCCGCCUAAGGGUCGUGUUUUCUGUUGUUGACUACACUCCGAGGGAACACAGAU
Messenger RNA from Ectocarpus sp. CCAP 1310/34, 2341 nucleotides. Lineage: Eukaryota; Phaeophyceae; Ectocarpales; Ectocarpaceae. The record is from the annotation of a GenBank genome assembly.